AUGUUUGAGGUGAAUGAGAACUACACGCGUGUGUCAGAGUUUGUGAUCGUGGGCUUCCCAGGGCUCCAUCCAUCCUUCUACCAGCUGGUGGCCUGGUUCUUCUUCUUCAUCUAUGUGACCACGGUGGUGGGGAACAUCCUGCUGGUGGUGCUGUUUGCCCUGGAGCGCAGCCUGCAGAAACCCAUGUACAUCAUCAUGCUCAGCCUGUCCCUCUCUGACAUCAGACAGUAAUGUUUUGCCACAGUGGCCCUUCCCAAAGUGAUAGCUCGGUGGUGGUGGGACGACGGGAGGAUCUCCUUCCAUACCUGUCUGUUCCAGGAACAAAUGAUCCACUACUUUGGAACGCUCAACUCUCUCAUCAUGUUGACCAUGGCUAUGGACCGAUACCUGGCUAUCUGUCACCCUCUCAGAUACCCUAUGUUGAUGACCAACCAGAUAAUGAGUGGUCUAACAGUCUUCUCCUGGAUGGCAGCCACAGUCUCACCUGCCAUCGGCACCCUAGACUUCACCAGGAAAGUAGCAUUCUGUGGUCCCAACCGAAUUCUCCAUGUCUACUGUGACGCUGUGUCCCUGACUAAACUGUCCUGCUCCGACAUGGCGGCGAUCCAGGGCAGCUCCAUUGGCGCAGCCUAUUUUGUGCUCCUCGUCCCCUUCUGCAUCAUCAUCUUCUCCUAUGUCAACAUCAUCGUCACCGUGAUGCGCAUGGCUAACACACAAGGCAGGCUGAAGACCUUCUCUACCUGUGCUACUCAGGGCUGUAUCAUCCUUAUUUACUACAUCCCCCGCUUCACAGUGUACGCUACACCCUACAUCCCCAACCUGACCAUGACCCCUGACCUCCGCAUCGGCCUCACCAUUUUCUACAGCCUACUACCUAUUCUAUUCUACAGCCUGUUCCCGCCGUUGGCCAACCCGUUCAUCUAUAGCUUCAGAACCAAGGAAAUCAGAGCCAUCCUGGGGCGCUGGAGACAGGGCUGGAGGAACAGCCAGACAGAACCGAGUAAACCCAACACUGUGUCUGUUAUCACUAAAUGAAGGUGUUAGGUUAUAACAUGUUAAUUCGGGGUUAUAACAUGUUAA
This is a messenger RNA of Salvelinus sp. IW2-2015, 1080 nucleotides long. Lineage: Eukaryota; Metazoa; Chordata; Actinopteri; Salmoniformes; Salmonidae. The record is from RefSeq and is a predicted model, not a curated record.